AUGACUUCUUCUGCCCUCGACGUCUACUAUCAGACCGAGUGGAAAGUGAAAUGUUCGACGGAAGAGAGUUUUCUGGCUUCGUGGCAGGGACUGGCGCUCUACUCCCACGCAAUGCUCGUCGUGUUCCUGCCCGUUUAUAUGUUCACCGCGUUUUGUAUUCUCAAGAAAACGCCGAGAUCGAUGAAUUCUGUCAAGUGGGUUCUACUCAAUUCUCAUUUAUGGUACGAGUAUAUCUAGCAAUCCGUUGGGUUUAUAGCAUUUAUUUCAGGUGCUCUUACGUGGACAUCCUCAUCUGUUCACUCAUUACUCCCUACUUUUACUUCCCUACAAUAUCCGGUUUUCCGGUUGGUCUCUUACGAGUUUUAGGCAUUCCAACUUCCACUCAAGUUUACAUAGGAGUGAUUUCAGCUCUAUGUACGUUUGGAUAUCAUCAGUUUCCCUGUUAUUUUGCAAAAUUUCAGUUAUGGGCACUUCGCUGAUCGGUCUUUUCGAGAACCGAAGUAGUUGCAUUCCGACAAAUCGAUUCGGAAUCGUCCGGAAACGUACUCGAACCAUUUACUACUUGUUCAACUGCACAAUGACCGUUUCCUACAUCAUCCCGCCGUUUCUGAAUGUUCCCGAGCAGGUCUCUGCAAAAUUCCAGCUGCUUCAAGUAAUCUUCUGGCAUUCUCGCAGUAGCCGUUUAGCCAAUUUCGUCUUCAGGAGGUGCCAUGUCCGACCGAAGAGUUCUUCUACUCGGAAGUGUUCGUUUUCGCAGUGGACGAGUUCUGGAAGUCGUACCUGUGGACAUCGACGGGACUCAUGGUGUUCGGCAUCUUCGUGCAAGUCUCCUUCUUCGCCGUCUGCUGCAUCUACUACCUCUACCUCUCCACUUCAGUCAUGAUCUCCUCGAAAACUCGGAAAUAUCAACGCGCGUUCUUCGUCGGAACCAUCGUCCAGGCAAUCGUUCCAUUGAUCUUCCUAGCGACGCCGGUGGCCGGUGCAAUUCUGUCCAUCUACCUCAAGCACUACAAUCAGGAGUUCAACAACAUGGUCGUACUGGUAUUCUCUCUUCACGGGUUCGCCUCCACUCUUGUCAUUCUUCUCGUUCACCAUCCUUAUCGCUCUUUUCUGCUUCGCGCCAUCAAGUUCGACAGGAGUAGCGGUGAGUACCAACGCCUGGACUCGAAAAUAGGUCGAGACACUAGGCCAGAGUCAUUGAAAGUUCUCAAUAGAGAGCAUUUACUCUGUGCGUCUAGUUUCGCUCAGAAAUACGUCUCUGACAUGUGAAUAAGAUGCUGGCCCCUAUUUUCCAGACUCCGAUUCACUCAGUCCGUAACUGCUUUCCUCGUUCAGACAAAAACGUGUCAACCGGUGCUUCGUACGUGACAAGAGAAGUUCGGAUGGAGAUGAGACGGCUCUCGAAUCGAGUUCACUCCACCUUCUGA
Messenger RNA from Caenorhabditis sp. 36 PRJEB53466, 1427 nucleotides. The record is from the annotation of a GenBank genome assembly. Lineage: Eukaryota; Metazoa; Nematoda; Chromadorea; Rhabditida; Rhabditidae.